AUGACGGUUAAGAAAGGAGAAACAGCAGUACCUUCUCUGACGACGUUGUAUAGCUCCCAGGAAAAUGGGGUAGAAAAACCCCAAUCGUCUCCGAAGUCGGCUUUCCAGCGUUUGCGCAGGAAAUUAUCGCCGAGGAAGUCCGCAUCGGUGGAUCUGAAACCAUCAAUUUCCAAAUAUUCUUCUUCAAGUUCCGAUGACGAAAACGGCGAAGCUCCUGCGAUGGAUAAAUGGAGCGAAAAGGAGAUGGUGUUUAAAUACUUUGACGAAAACGGCGAUGGUAAAAUCUCAAAAGAAGAGCUAAGGAGGUGCGUGAGGGCUUUAGGUGGCGAAAUGUCGGAUGAGGAGGCGGAAAUGGUGGUGCAGUCGUCGGAUUCUGACGGCGAUGGAAUGUUAGGGCUAGAGGACUUCUCUAAGCUAGUGGAUGGCGGUGGCGAGGUCGAGAGAAAUGAUGAAUUGAAGGAAGCGUUCAAAAUGUACGCAAUGGAGAAUAGUGAAUUCAUAACGCCUAAAAGCUUGAAGAAAAUGCUGAAUCGAUUGGGGAAUUCGACCUCCAUUGAUAACUGCACAAGCAUGAUAAGCAGAUUCGACAUUAAUGGAGAUGGCGUCCUUAGCUUCGAUGAGUUCAGAGAUAUGAUGCGAUAA
Molecule: messenger RNA, 642 nt
Organism: Fraxinus pennsylvanica
Lineage: Eukaryota; Viridiplantae; Streptophyta; Magnoliopsida; Lamiales; Oleaceae
Source: the annotation of a GenBank genome assembly